GCGCUGAAGCCAUCUUGGGCGUUGGACCAGAACAUUGACGUAUGCCGAAAUUGAAACGCAGAAGUAGCUCAAAAUCUUCAAAACUGAACCAUCUGUGAGCUAUAAAACCAGAUUAGGAAUACUUAGUUAAUCUAGUCAUAGUGGUACGCUUGGCUUCACGGCUAGUAAUACUACCCAAACCAGUACAAAAACACGGGCCCAUAAAAUGACGAGGAGUAAGAGCGAUAGUAAAGCGGUAGAGGAUGAAGGUUGGACAUCUGCAUCAUCUGCUAAUGAGACACCGGAGAAAUCACCCUCAGAGUCACCUCGGCUCACACAGUCACAAUCCCAACCGGAUUUGAGUAGUCUUCCAAGCCAGUUGAAGCAAUUGAGUGUGCAACCUAAUGAAGCGGAAGUUGAAGAUUUACAAACUCCCAAGCCAUCGUCUAGUUAUGCUUUCAAUGCACCACCUCGGCCAUUAUCAAUCACCAGUACAACAUCCUCGAAAGCACCACCAUCAGUUUUUAAAAUGACCUCUCCUUUGGCGAGCGUGGAUACGAAAACAGUAGCACACGCAGCUGAUUCACCUCAACAUAGUCUAUCGACUACUAACCUUCAAGAUAAUCUAGCAGCAAAGUUAGGCUAUACUAGUUCCUUGGGCGCGAUAACACGACAGAAUACUAGCACACCUACAACUCAGACCGCCCCGGCGAAAUCACAUCUUGUUAUCAGUAAUUUCACACCCGCAGGUAGUCAAGAUCUGCCACCGACGCCGACAUAUUCAAAGUUAUCAUCAAAUCCUAACCUUUUAGGCUCACAUACCGCACUAAGGACAUUUUUCCAUCCUCAAAAAGACUCACUUGAACGCUGUGCUCGAAACGGUAAAUUCGACCCACCACCUAAGUGGUUCGAACCUGUUAAAAACAACCAACACCCA
Wallemia mellicola CBS 633.66 is the source of this 916-nucleotide messenger RNA. RefSeq lists its product as hypothetical. The annotation marks the transcript as partial. The transcript has a single exon. Lineage: Eukaryota; Fungi; Basidiomycota; Wallemiomycetes; Wallemiales; Wallemiaceae. The record is from RefSeq and is a predicted model, not a curated record.